Messenger RNA from Schizophyllum commune H4-8, 4863 nucleotides. RefSeq names its product phospholipid-translocating P-type ATPase. The transcript has 12 exons. Lineage: Eukaryota; Fungi; Basidiomycota; Agaricomycetes; Agaricales; Schizophyllaceae. Gene Ontology annotation, molecular function: magnesium ion binding; ATP binding; ATPase-coupled intramembrane lipid carrier activity. Gene Ontology annotation, cellular component: plasma membrane. Gene Ontology annotation, biological process: phospholipid translocation. The coding region runs from base 271 to 4863 and encodes 1530 amino acids. The record is from RefSeq and is a predicted model, not a curated record.
ACCGCGGAAUUGCCAAGUGGAGAAUUGGAACUUGCCGCGCGGCAUCGUGCGCGAAAUCCCCGCUCGGCACAGGCGGGAUCAAGGCUGGAUCAAGGUUAGGGUCAGCAGGCUCGUCGCUGCCGGGCUUGGCGUUCAUCAACACCUUCUUCGCUGUCCACGACCAGCUCGAGCGUGUAGACGCUCCCUGGAAGUUUCCCUUCCUUCCCCCUUCUUUUAUCACCUGGUGCAGGGUGCACGGCGCUCUGCGGCAGGGCGUCAUUCCUUCCCAUCAUGCCCUUCCUCAAGCGGUCGCAGCAGGCCGACUCCGACGAUGAGCUUGACGACAAUAUCGACCCGGAGCUACGCCUGCGCACCGUCCGCACCGCCCACAGCGUUAUCGCAGAGUCUAUCCGCUCUGAAGUGCGCGCAGAACGCCGCAAGUCCCGCCGCGCCAGAGGUCGUUUCUUCAGGAAGAGCACCGAGAAGAAGCAGCAGCCGCAGGAGCAGGCACCCGAGUCGGGAACAGAUCCCGCGGCGGGCGUCCCAGGCGUCCGCAGGCGUGUCUACGUGAACUGCCCGCUUCCCCCCAACGAGGUCGAUCAGCACGGCGAGCCGCUUGUGCGAUAUGUCAGGAAUAAAGUCCGGACGACGAAGUACACGAUUCUGACGUUCAUACCGAAGAACCUGUAUGAGCAGUUUCGACGUGUCGCGAACGUGUUCUUCCUGUCACUUGUCGUCCUCCAGAAUAUCCAGAUAUUCGGCGCCCCGAACGGCAAGAUAUCCAUGCUCCCUCUCGUCUUCAUCCUUACCGUCACCGCUAUCAAGGACGGCGUAGAGGACUAUCGCCGCGCCACCCUCGACGAAGAGGUCAACACCUCGGCUGCGACUAAACUUGGCGGCUCGUUCAAGAAUCCCAAUCAGCCUUCAGAUCCCCGCACCUGGAUCGAGAAGCUGCUCGGCCUGAAUCCCCCGGGGAAAGUCACACGUGGAGUGCGCAGGCUCCGUGAGCGCGAGGCCAGUGAGCUCAAGCGUACGAUCGCGAUGCCACGACGCUCCUCCGCUAUGGAGUCUGAGCGCAACAACGACUCGAUGGAAUUCGGCUACGGUGCGGGCGGGCGGAAGCUGGACGAUAUACAAUCUGUCGAUUCGCACUCAUAUCCGCCCGCUAGCCUGGACAUGUCGAAGACGUCGCUGUCAUCCUCUACGAGCCAGCUUAUGCCUGCGCCUCCAAUAGGUGCAGGCUCGGGAACCCUAGCCGAAUACCAGCAGCAUUCGCUACGAGAUUCCGCUGCUACGCUCACUGCCGGAGUCGUCGAUUACUCGAAGCGAAUUACGGGUGCCAGUCAAUGGGAGCGUACGCUCUGGAAGAAGCUAGAGGUCGGCGAUAUCGUUCUGCUACGGGACAAUGACCAGGUGCCCGCGGACAUCGUCGUGCUCUCUACGUCCGACCCCGAGGGUAUGUGCUAUCUCGAGACGAAGAACCUCGACGGCGAAACCAACCUGAAGCCGCGACGGGCGAUCCGCUCGACCAUGAGUAUACAGUCCGAGGACGACAUCGAGCGAUGUAGCUUCGUGCUGGACUCCGAGCCGCCUCACCAGAACCUCUACGUCUACCGUGGCGCCAUGCACUACGAGACGCCGGAGGGUACCAAGACGGACCCCGUGACGAUCAACGAGCUGCUCCUUCGUGGCUGCUCUCUGCGCAACACGCAGUGGGUUGUCGGCUUGGUUGCGUUCACCGGCGCGGACACGAAGAUCAUGCUGAACGGUGGCGCUACGCCCAGUAAGCGCAGCAAGAUCGAGAGGGAGACGAACUUCAAUGUCAUCGUGAACUUCGUGCUCCUCGCAAUGAUGUGCGGGAUCUCUGCUAUCUUCAACGGCCUGGACGACGGCCAAGGCCAGAGUAGUAGAGAUUACUUCGAGGCUGGGUCCACUCCCAGUGAUUCACCGGUGCUCAACGGGAUUGUGACUUUCUUCUCCUGCCUCAUCGCCUUCCAGAACAUCGUCCCCAUCUCCCUCUACAUCUCCAUCGAGAUUGUCAAGACCAUCCAAGCGUACUUCAUCUCGCAGGACAUCGACAUGUACUACGAGCCCUACGACACCGCCUGCGUGCCCAAGACGUGGAACAUCUCCGACGAUCUCGGCCAGAUCGAAUACGUCUUCUCCGACAAGACCGGCACGCUCACGCAGAACAUCAUGGAGUUCCAGAAGUGCUCUAUCGCGGGAACAGCGUACGGCGAGGGCGUCACGGAAGCGCAGCGUGGAGCGGCGACGCGAACGGGCGGCGCUCAGGCAGGCCCGGGAGACCUCGCAUCGCUGCCCCCGCAGGAGCUGAACGAGCAGCUGGCGGUGCUCAAGCAGCGUAUGCUGUCCACCAUGGAGCGCGCGUUCAAGAAUCGAUACGUCCAGACGGACAAGCUCACGCUCGUGUCGCCGAAGCUGGCCGAGGACCUCGUCGAGCGGGGGCCGCAGCGCACGGCGAUCGUGGCCUUCUUCCGUGCGCUCGCGAUCUGCCACAGCGUCCUCGCGGAUAGGCCAGAACCUGAGCGGCCGAACUAUAUCGUGUACAAGGCGGAGAGCCCGGACGAAGCGGCUUUGGUCGCUGCGGCGCGCGACGUCGGCUUUCCGUUCGUCGGCAAGGGAAAGGACGGCAUCGACAUUGAGGUGCUCGGGCAGCGCGAGCGACAUAUCCCCUUGAAGCUCCUCGAAUUCAAUAGCACGCGGAAGCGCAUGAGUGUCGCCGUGCGCGCCCCGGAUGGCAGGAUCAUCCUGUACUGCAAGGGCGCCGAUAGCGUCAUCUACGAGCGGCUGGCCCCUGACCACGACCCGGGGAUGAAGGAGGCGACUGCGCGCGACAUGGAGGCGUUCGCCAACUCGGGUCUGCGCACGCUGUGCAUUGCGUACCGCGAACUCACCGAGCACGAGUUCAUGGAAUGGGAGCGGAUAUACGACGCCGCUGCGAGCGCGUCCGAGAAUCGCGAGGAGGAGAUCGACAAGGCGAACGAGCUGAUCGAGCGCAACCUGACGAUCCUCGGCGCCACCGCGCUGGAGGACAAGCUGCAGGAGGGUGUACCCGACGCGAUUGACACGCUGCAUCGGGCGGGCAUCAAGCUGUGGAUCCUGACGGGCGACAAGCUGCAGACGGCCAUCGAGAUCGGGUACAGCUGCAACUUGUUGAAGAACGAGAUGGAGGUGAUGAUUCUGUCGGCGGACACGAUGGAGCAGGCGCGGUUGCAGAUCGAGGGCGGCUUGAACAAGAUUGCCUCCGUUCUGGGCCCACCGUCUCUGAAGCCGCAGGACCGCGGGUUCAUGCCGGGUGCGAAAGCUUCCUUCGCGGUUGUCAUCGACGGCGACACCCUCCGGCACGCACUCACGCCGGAGCUCAAGCCGCUUUUCCUUAGCCUCGGUACUCAGUGUGAGACUGUUGUCUGCUGUCGCGUCUCUCCGGCUCAGAAGGCACUCACUGUCAAGCUGGUCAAGGAGGGUCGGAACGCGAUGACGCUAUCCAUCGGCGACGGCGCCAACGACGUGGCGAUGAUCCAGGAAGCGAACGUUGGGUGUGGGCUCUUCGGUCUCGAGGGCUCGCAGGCGGCCAUGUCAGCGGAUUAUGCUUUCGGGCAGUUCAGGUUCCUGACCAAGCUCUUGCUUGUACACGGUCGAUGGUCAUACCAGCGCGUAGCCGAUAUGCACAGCAACUUCUUCUACAAGAAUGUCAUCUGGACAUUCGCUAUGUUCUGGUUCUUGCUCUUCAGCAGCUUUGACGCGACAUAUCUGUAUCAGUACACCUUCAUCCUGCUGUGCAACCUUGUCUUUACUUCCCUUCCGGUUGUUGCUCUCGGAGCUUUCGAUCAGGAUAUCAACGCCAAGGCCGCGCUGGCCUACCCUGCUCUAUACGUCCGUGGAAUCCGCGGCCUGGAAUACACUCGAGCGAAAUUCUGGAUGUACAUGCUCGACGGCCUGUACCAGUCUGCGGUCGUCUUCUUCAUUCCCUACCUUGUAUGGAUACUUAGCACGGUCGCCAUCUCAUGGAACGGGAAGACUAUCGAGUCGCUCGCAGACUUUGGUACAACCGUCGCAGUGGCGGCCAUCGUCGCCGCGAACACCUAUGUUGGCUUGAACACUCAUUACUGGACAGUCAUAACGUUCAUCGUGGUCAUUGGGUCCUCCGUCAUCAUGCUCCUUUGGAUACUGGUGUACUCGUUCUUCUUGAGCAGCGACUUCAUAGACGAGGUCAUCAUCCUCUUCGGCGAGUUGACGUUCUGGACGACGGUCGUCUUCACUGUGACAGUUGCUUUGAUCCCUCGCUUCGUUGUCAAGUUCUUCAAGACGGCCUACUACCCUCUCGACAAGGACAUCGUCCGCGAGAUGUGGGUUCUCGGUGACCUCAAGGACAAGCUCGGCAUACGGCACCGCAAGGAGAAGAAGAACAGGCGCCAGUUCAGCGACAGCGAAAGUGCGCCGAUGUUCAGCGACCUCCACAACCGCACACACUCCGAGAUGUCUCAGGCAUAUGAGAUGACUUUGACCGCAAGCCCCAGAGGCCCCCCUCCACGGGAAACCUACCUCGAUACCCCGCCGCUGGACAGGGGGAUGGACCGAGGGCAGAACGACCAAAACGACUACAUCAACCCGCGACGCGCGCCCUCCCCCGGAUCGCAACCUCCCACCUCACCCCCACCUACCAGCCGCCAGGUCGCCUGGCACCCAGCCCGUACUCGACGUCGCCGCACGGCUCGUACUACUCCGCAUCCGACCUCCCUGUCCCAUCCCCUCUACCGUCGCCGAAGUUCAAGUACUCGAAUGGCGAUGUCACUAGUACACCACCCACGCCCAGCCGAAGUCGGCGGACGAGCUUCUCGUCUGGGCAGACCGCGUCACCCUUAG